This is a messenger RNA of Raphanus sativus (radish), 1077 nucleotides long. Its product is annotated as 3-hydroxyacyl-[acyl-carrier-protein] dehydratase, mitochondrial-like. Bases 393 to 890 code for a protein of 165 amino acids. The record is from RefSeq and is a predicted model, not a curated record. The transcript is spliced from 4 exons. Lineage: Eukaryota; Viridiplantae; Streptophyta; Magnoliopsida; Brassicales; Brassicaceae.
AAUAACAGAACCAAUUAGUUGAAGACGACCAGCAAAGGUUAGAUGCCUCGCAGUCCACGAAGCAAUACGAGUUCUGAUUCUAGAGAUGAGGGGACUAUAAUCUCUUACUGUCAUUUUCUUGGUUAGCAAGGGAAGCCCUAGAUAUCUUACUGGUAAAGAUCCAGCUUCAAAAGGAAAUUGCUCCAAGAUCGAGACACUAUCUUCUGCUUUUACACCCGCGAGAAAUAAUGUCGACUUCUCUAAACUGAUAUUAAGCCCAGACAUCUUAGAAAAAUCUUUGAAAACAGCCAGUAUCCCUUCAAUCGAUCCUUUCUUCCCGUCUGAGAAUACAAGAACAUCAUCAGCGAAACAGAUAUGAGUCAAAUCCAACUCCUUACAGUAAGGGUGAAACAAUGCUGGCGAAGACAUUUGUUCCGAGACAUCUCCUUGAUUCGAGGUGUUUCUCAUCAGUUAAUUCAAAGAUACUUAAGGUGGGAGAUGUUUUAAGAGAAGCAAGAGUGUUCUCAAGUGAAGAUGUUAAGGGCUAUGCUGAGGUGAGCCAUGAUUGGAACCCACUUCAUUUUGAUCAAGAAUCUGCUCGUAAAGCUGGGUUUGAGAAUCGUCUUGUUCAUGGGAUGCUUGUGUCUUCCAUGUUUCCUCGUAUCAUCUCUGCCCAUUUCCCUGGAGCAGUAUACGUAUCUCAAACUCUGCAUUUUCGAUCACCAGUUUACAUAGGGGAUGAUAUUCUCGGAAUUGUACAAGCUACAACUUUAAGAGAAACCAAGAAUAAGUACAUUGUCAAAUUCUCAACCAAAUGCAUCAAGAAUCACAGUGAACUUGUUGUUCUUGAUGGUGAAGCUACUGCAAUCUUACCAAACCUCGAGAUGCUACAGCCAAGUCAUUUGGAAUGACAGGAAACUGAUCCGAUAUCUGUAAGUUUCUAUGUGUUUUUUUUCUCUCUUUUUUAAUAUGACUACUCUGUUCUUGUUCUGUUUUGUUCUUUCAUUCCUGCCGUCUUUGACUAUGGUCUGAAACUUGUGAGAUUUUUGUUGCAACUUUUUUUAGUAAUGAAUUUUUUUGCUAUUGUAUAACCUUUUA